UUCAGGGUUACGUAAUGGAAAAAACAAACACGCUUUGAAAACUGAUAGAGAGAGAAAGUGAAAGAAAGUUUAGAGAGAGAGAGAGAGAGAGAGAGAGAGAGAGUGAAGAAAAACGCAGGCAAUCUAAGCUUUGCUUUCUUCUUCUUCUUCUUCUUCUUCUUCGUCUUUUGCUUUUGGGGAGUUGGGUUUUUUUUUUGGUUCGAGUGUGAAAGAGUAAAAUUCUCUCUUUCUCUCUUUACAAAGUAGUUUUUGUUUGAUAGGGUUGGUUUGGUUUGGUUCUCAUUCCCAUUCUAUUCUCUUUCUCGCUCUGUAUUAUAUAUAUAUAUAUCAAUAUUUAUAUAUUCUAGAACAAUCGGAGAUAUAAUCAGACUCAUUUUCUCUCUCUGUUUGCUUCUCACUCUCUACCACCUGGCGACUGUGUUGUGAGCUUUUGUUUUUUGGGGGCAGACUCGAAGAGAGAGAGAGAGAGAGAGUGUGUAAUCGGGAAAGACCGUACAAUGGAGAGGUACGGUCGGAAUACAGCAGAAGGUGGGUCACAGUCCGAUCCGUCUCCGGAAUGGGCCGGUACCGGGCCUGAAACAGGGCUCGAAGAGUCCGUUUGGCAAUUGGGUAUUGGUGGUGAAGAAUCGUACCCAGAAAGACCCGAUGAGGAUAAUUGUAUCUUCUAUAUGAGAACUGGGUAUUGUGGGUAUGGCUCAAGGUGUCGGUUUAAUCAUCCCCGAGACCGCGCGGCGGUUAUUGGAGUUGCCAGGGCUGGUGGAGGGGAGUACCCAGAGCGACAUGGGCAGCCUGUAUGCCAGUAUUAUAUGAGGACUGGGACAUGCAAAUUUGGUGCUUCUUGUAAGUACCAUCAUCCUAGACAGGGAGGAGGUUCUUCUGGCCCUGUUUCACUAAAUUAUGAUGGAUAUCCAUUGCGGCCAGGUGAAAAAGAGUGUACCUACUACGUGAAGACUGGACAGUGCAAAUUCGGUGUGUCCUGUAAAUUUCACCACCCCCAUCCUGCUGGUAUGCCACUUCCGCUCCCAUCACCAGCAGCUCAAGUGCCACCUGCACCUGCUACACCGGUUCAUGGACCUACAUUAUAUCCCCCAAUGGCAUCUCCUUCUGGUUCCUCAUCACAACAAUAUGGAGUUGUAGUUGCAAGGUCUUCCAUGGUACAAGGCUCAUAUGUCCAAAGCCCUUACGGUCCUAUGUUGAUAUCCCCAGGCAUGGUACCUUUUCCGGGGUGGGGGGGUUCUUACAUGACAUCUAUAAGCCCAGUGCCCUCCCAUAGCAAUCAACCCCCUGCUGGUUCAGGACAAGUUUAUGGGUUAAGUCAAGUAUCUCACCAAGCACCUCCAUAUACUGGAACAUAUCAGCCUGUUGCUUCUCCUACUGUUCCUUCAGUCAGUAGCCAGAAGGAACUUUCUUAUCCGGAAAGGCCUGGACAACCGGAAUGCCAAUAUUAUAUGAGAACCGGUGACUGUAAAUUUGGAUCUUCUUGUAGAUACCAUCAUCCACCAGAUAUUAAUUCACCCAAAACUACUGUUGUCCUUAGCUCUGCUGGUCUUCCUAUGCGUCCGGGUGCACCACUUUGCUCUCACUAUGCUCAACGUGGAGCAUGCAAGUUUGGGCCAGCAUGCAAAUUCGACCACCCACUGGAAACACUAAGUUAUAGUCCAUCAGCUUCUUCUCUUUCUGAUAUGCCAGUAGCUCCCUACCCGGUUGGAUCCUCAGUUGGUAUGCUAGCACCAUCAUCCUCAUCUUCAGACUUGCGUCCUGAACUUACACCAGUAUCCACAAAGGACUCUACUUCAGCAAGAAUGUCUUCAUCAGUAAGCAGUUCUAGUGGAUCAGUUGGUUCAACAUUUUCGAAGGGUGGUCCUGUCUCUCACGCGAGUCUUCAACAGCCUGCACAGAAUCCUGGAACUUCUACUGGUGGCAACACCAGUACCAGCUCAGAGCCUCGUACUUCGAGCUAAGCAAUUUCCCAUUCUUCUUUUUUUCUUCAAAUUUCUCCAACCAAAGCAUCAUUUUUUUUCCCUUUUGGUGCAAGUCCUCUAAUAGAGGCUUCAUAUCUCACUUAUCAUCAUGGUUUCACAAAACUCCUAGAAUACAAUCUUGCUCUGUUCAUUUCUGUGUUCAUAUAAUCAUUAUAUUGGUCAUCCUUUCAAUUUCAAAUAACCGAUGGCCAACCCUCAAAAACUUUUUAGCAGCCUCAUAUAGCCUUCCAAUUUGCUCAUGAAUAACCAUGAAAAAAAAAGAAAAAGAAAAGAUAUAUUCUUGCAGUUCUGUUAGGCGAAAUCUGAAUCCAGCUCUCCACUUUAAAGAGCUGUUGUGUUUAUUGUGCUCCAUUCUCUUUCAAAAUGAAAGAUUAGUCCCACGGUGCUCUACCUUUUACACUGACCGUGUUUUUCGUGUCUAUCCUUUUAAAUUUUUUUCUUCCUUUUUCAUAGUUUUAUUUUCAUUUGAAUUCGGAGCAAGCUUCAAAUUGAACAUUAGCAUUUGAGUGUCUUGUUUUCCCCCACUUGUUUUUUUUGUCAAAGGGUCUACUGUGAACAAGACAAGUACUUCAGAUUCAGAGAGACCACAAGAAAGCCAUCAGAUCAGAUGCUAAUACAUUAUAUAAUGAUUUAAGAUAUACAUGGACCAUGGUAUGUUGUGGCUACAAAAAGAAAAAGCUUGACCUGUUUAUUUUCAAUUCCAUUAUGAAAAAUACAUAAACAAUAUAUGAAGAUGCAACUCUUGACUCUGCAAUAAUGGUUGUUGUUGUUCUUCUUCUUCUUCUUUUGUCCCCGUUUUACUAGGGGGAUUGAUACCUGUUCCUUAUAAUUUGCUUUAUUUGAUACUACAAUAUUAGCUUGACUUAUAUGGAAGGAAAAAGGAAGUGGUUGAUUCGAUUA
Molecule: messenger RNA, 2882 nt
Organism: Cannabis sativa
Lineage: Eukaryota; Viridiplantae; Streptophyta; Magnoliopsida; Rosales; Cannabaceae
Product: zinc finger CCCH domain-containing protein 34
Exons: 7
Coding region: 498-1961 (487 amino acids)
Molecular function (GO): metal ion binding; mRNA binding
Source: RefSeq, a predicted model, not a curated record